CCUUCUGCACCCUCUCUGGCUCUCUCUCGCCCUCUUUCUCGACCUCUUUCUCACCCUCGCUCUCGCUCGCCGCCUUGCCCUCGUCCUCGCUCUCUCGCUGUCGCUUGCUCGCUCUCUCGCUCUCGCUCGCGGUUCGCCCUCGCCUCUUGGUCGGUAGCUGGGGAGGUCGCAUCUGUGGCUACUGGAUCUGGCUCUCUAACUCUUGCUCUCGCUGGGUGACUGGGUCGCUCGCCUCUCUGCAUUGCCAUUGGGACACUUUGGUUCAAUCUUUUGAGGCAGGCAGUGGCCACUGGCCAAUGGGCUUCCCUUCGUACUCUAGAGACCAAGAGACUAGAGACCUUGACAUAUUAUGAAUGGCUUGGAGAGAGGUUGGAAGAAAGGGCAUUCAUGCUGGUCUUACCAGAGCUUUGACUUCCACAACAUCUAGAGAUGCACUGGUGUCAUUAUCUUCACGUGCCUUUGAAGACAAGGCAAAAGCAUUUUUUGCUUCAGUCAGAAAUGUACAAGAAUUUCGUACCUGUCCAGCUUCACGGGGUGCUGCUAAUUGCAAGUUCUUAAUCAAGCAACCCUUAAUACGGCAUUUCCAUGCGAGCCUGGAGCUAUUAGGUAGAAGAAAUGAUGAGCUGCCUGGUUUGAAGCCACCCAACAAAGGGAAGUUUGUAAAAAGAGGCAAUAGGUGCCAACCACCUGUUGAAGCUCCUUAUAUUCCUCCCAAAUUAAAAAGACCUUCCAAAUCCCAGCCUGAUAGGACAAUUGAGAUAUUUGAAGGCAUGACUAUCGCAGAGCUUGCCAAGCGUACUGGUGAAUCUAUUCCUAUCUUGCAGGAUAUUCUUGUAAAUGUUGGGGAGAAGGUUGAUUCAGAGUUUGAUCCUCUUGGCAUAGAUAUUGCUGAGCUGGUUGCGAUGGAAGUUGGGGUCAAUGUUCGGAGGAUGCACUCCAAUGAAGGUGCUGAAGUUCUACAGCGGCCUGCUGUUGUGACAGUCAUGGGACAUGUUGAUCAUGGUAAAACUUCUCUGUUGGAUGCUCUACGUCAAACAUCAGUGGCUGCGAAGGAAGCUGGAGGCAUAACUCAACAUCUAGGGGCAUUUGUUGUUGGCAUGCCUUCAGGAGCAUCAAUCACUUUCCUAGAUACACCUGGUCAUGCUGCAUUCAGUGCAAUGCGAGCAAGAGGUGCUGCAGUAACAGAUAUUGUUGUUUUAGUCGUUGCUGCUGAUGAUGGAGUUAUGCCCCAAACACUUGAAGCAAUGUCCCAUGCAAAAGCAGCUGAGGUACCAAUUGUUGUUGCAAUUAAUAAAUGUGAUAAACCAGCUGCAGACCCAGAAAGAGUUAGAGUGCAGCUUGCUUCAGAGGGCUUGCCUCUAGAGGAAAUGGGUGGAGAUGUUCAGGUUGUUGAAGUUUCUGCAGUGAAUAAAACUGGACUGGAUAAGUUGGAGGAGGCUUUGCUCCUUCAGGCCGAGUUAAUGGAUCUAAAAGCACGUGUUGAUGGUCCUGCUCAAGCUUAUGUAGUUGAAGCAAGACUAGACAGAGGACGUGGUCCUUUGGCCACUGCAAUAGUGAAAGUAGGGACCCUAGUUUGUGGACAGCAUGUUGUUGUGGGUGCAGAGUGGGGAAGAAUAAGAGCGAUUAAGGAAAUGGUAGGAAAAUUGACUGAUAGGGCUAAGCCUGCAAUGCCUGUGGAGAUUGAAGGGCUGAGGGGACUUCCAAUGGCUGGUGAUGAUGCCAUUGUUGUGGAGUCUGAAGAGAGAGCUAGGAUGCUUAGUGCAGGUAGGAAAAAGAAACUUGAGAAAGACAGGCUGAUGAAGAUUAGUGAGGAGAAGACAGAAAUGCCAGAUCCAUCAGAAGAGGAGUCUAAGAGGGUCGAAAUGCCAUUUAUAGUAAAAGCAGAUGUACAGGGCUCCGUCCAAGCUGUCACAGAUGCAUUAAAGAGUUUAAAUAGUCCUCAGGUCUUUGUGAAUGUUGUCCAUGUCGGUGUUGGUCCUAUUUCUCAAUCUGAUGUGGACUUAGCACAAGCCUGUGGUGCAUGCAUAGUUGGAUUCAAUGUGCGGAAUCCACCCAGUUCUGUCAGUCAGGCUGCAACUCGAGCUUGUAUAAAGAUACAAUUGCAUCGAGUGAUCUAUCACCUGUUGGAGGACGUUGGCAAUCUGAUUGUAGAGAAGGCCCCGGGAACUUUUGAGACUCAGGUAGCUGGAGAGGCCCAGGUGUUGAACAUUUUCGAGAUCAAAGGAAGGAGCAAAGCCAAGGGAGAGGAUGUGAAGAUUGCUGGCUGUAAGGUGAUAGAUGGGUCUGUCACCAAGUCUUCAACAUUGAGGCUUCUGAGGAGCGGGGAGAUUGUGUUUGAAGGAUGUUGUGUGUCCCUGAAGAGGGAGAAGCAGGAUGUCGACACUGUUGGGAAAGGGAACGAGUGUGGACUCGUUAUUCGGGAUUGCUUUGAUUUCCAAAUUGGAGAUGUUAUCCAAUGCUUGGCGCAAGUCAACAGGAAACCAAAGUUCAUUUCUUCCCAGAGUGGGGCUGUUCGAAUUGAGUGCUGAUAUAUAGUAAUUUUGUUAUUAAUAUUAAGGUAAGGUUCAGAUACCUUAUUUUAUGUUGCAGUUUUGUUAGGUUAGUUCAAAGUUAUUAUCCAACAAAGCCUUCAUGAUCUUGCUACUUGUGUCGAAUACCAGAACAGCAAAGUCCUUACACUGUUGAAUUCACAAUUUAUAGAGUCAUCUUAUAAGUAGAUCAUGUUUGAAUGAUACACGAGAAACUGUAAAUUUUAACUGUUCAUUUUAGUUUGAUGGCAUUAUUGAAGUAUUUAAUUUGUUUUGGAA
This is a messenger RNA of Diospyros lotus (date-plum), 2807 nucleotides long. RefSeq lists its product as uncharacterized. The record is from RefSeq and is a predicted model, not a curated record. Gene Ontology annotation, molecular function: GTP binding; GTPase activity; translation initiation factor activity. Gene Ontology annotation, biological process: translational initiation. Lineage: Eukaryota; Viridiplantae; Streptophyta; Magnoliopsida; Ericales; Ebenaceae. The coding region runs from base 354 to 2528 and encodes 724 amino acids. The transcript is spliced from 9 exons.